CGGUCGGACGGGUCAGUAGCUGAGAGGACCGAGGACCGCGUACAGUGCAGUGUAACUCUCUCUCAGUCGCUCCGCUCGAGUCGCCGUCUCUAUAUGGAAGUGGAUUUGCCGCUACAGAGGUCCAGAAUGCUGCUAGCGGUCCUGCUUUUAGGUUUGACUCAUUCCAGUCAUGGAGGCAGCUGUAAGGACGCCGGUUUGUGCUGCAAAGGACGCGAUUCCUCCUGCGUUGCCCAGAAGGCUCCCAUCAACUCCAUCAUCGAGGACCUGGACGAUCGUCCUUGCUAUUGCGACUUUGCAUGCCUUCAUCUGGGCGACUGCUGCCCGGACCUCAAGGAGGCGUGUGGAGUUGUGGAUUGUGAGGUAUCAGAAUGGACUAGAUGGAGUGAUUGUAACAUCGACUGUGGACCUGGGGUCAUGAAGAGGUCUCGCUCUGUCACCAAAGCCCCCCGCAAUGGGGGACAGGACUGUCCCCCGCUUCUCCAACGACGGGGCUGUCUUGGCACCGACUGUCCCCAUAACCCACGCAGUGCACUUAAAGAAACAGCAAUGCUCCUACCCGCUUCCUUGGCGUAUAGCAGGCGCUUCAAUGAAACCGCUGAUAUUACAAGGAAUCUCAGACUUCGCUACAAAAAGGAUUCCUUGGAAGAACAAAGACAAGAAUACUGUGUGCAGUUCAAAAUCUUAAAAUCUUCCAAGGGCUGCAGGAAACUUCAAGAUUUCUCCUCUCUCAGAGAAGGUGAAGUGAAGUGUGUGAGGUGCGAGUUGCAGGCCAUGCGUAAAAGUCUAGGCUACAGAUGCCCAGGUCACGGCACCAUGGAGCGAGCCACUCGCUGGACGGCGCUAUCAGCACACCAGUGCCACGGACAGUGGGUCCGGCUGGAGCACUCAUACCACGGCGACUCCUGCGCUCAAUGUCCUGGACGUGGAGAGUUCAUCUUUGUAUAAUCUGACCAACUAGACGAAUGAAAUCUGGUACAUUUUUAGCGUAGGGACGUAAUGUCCCAGCCUAAACUCAUUUGAUUAUUUGAAUUGAAUGUCACUAUAAGCAUUCAUAAAAAUUUAGAUUCAUCAGAAAUAGCCACUUUAUACUCCUAAACAUGUACCGUAACCUAAACUGUGGUUAAAUAAAUUUCUUGGUCAGUCUUCUAAUAUUUUGUUUUAUUAAGGUUUGAUUGUAGCAGGGGUGAAGAAAUUUCCUCUUCAACAAACCUGCUUGUACGCUAUUCCCAUUAUGACAUAUUGUGUGUUUGAAUGUAUAUUAUCUUUAUGUUGAAUUAUAUUUAUUAGAUUAAGGAUCAGCAUUAGUUCAUUUUAAAUUAUGUUUGAAAGUUGAAAUGAUGACUAUCUAAUUUGUAAGUUUUGAAAAUCUCCUAUUAGAUUAAGAUAUACUAAGCAAGUCUGGUGCCAUAUCAUCAAUGUAUAUUUGCUAUGUAUAUACAAUAUUAUUUAAUACCUCUCUUUA
Messenger RNA from Macrosteles quadrilineatus (aster leafhopper), 1462 nucleotides. RefSeq names its product somatomedin-B and thrombospondin type-1 domain-containing protein (gene vex). The record is from RefSeq and is a predicted model, not a curated record. The coding region runs from base 94 to 945 and encodes 283 amino acids. The transcript has 6 exons. Lineage: Eukaryota; Metazoa; Arthropoda; Insecta; Hemiptera; Cicadellidae.